AUGGGUCAUCUCCCCCAAGCAGCAUCCCCUAGUAACCCAAACGGCGCAUCUGCGCAAGGCCUGCAUGAGGGCUGCCCUCCGGUGGAUCCGACCUCUCGGCUCGUUGAGUUGCAGCAUCUAAAGUAUGACGAUGUUGAGAUUCCUGGCCACCACCUUGAGCAUAAAGAUUCGUACCCGGACUUCAUCACGAUAGCGCGAUUUUCCCCAACAGUUCAUCUUUGCUGUGGAAACUCUUUUUGCUUUCGGCAAAUCACCUUCAUUGGCCACGACCACGACGGCUUCAAACGGCCGCUCUCUCGGUUUGUGAGCCAUGCCUUGAGUUCUGAUGGAUAUUCGGAUGAAGGAAAGUCGGAGAAGGAUUCUAACAUUCCACAUCCCGAUUGCACUGCCCAUGACGCCCUCGCUAAGACCGCUUGA
Molecule: messenger RNA, 417 nt
Organism: Cantharellus anzutake
Lineage: Eukaryota; Fungi; Basidiomycota; Agaricomycetes; Cantharellales; Hydnaceae
Exons: 3
Coding region: 1-417 (138 amino acids)
Source: RefSeq, a predicted model, not a curated record